AUGAUUUUUUCCCUGCUUGAUGUGGACGACCGCGACGACGAUGGCAACGAACUCAGCUCUGCGCUCGCUUUCGGAACGACUAGCUCGUAUUUCUGGAACGUCGGAAAGCGUUCUCUCGGCUCUGCGAUUACUCGCAAGAGCAUGAACCCCAACCUGUGGGCGGGCGAUCGAAUCAUCUGUAUUGGUGAUAUGGCCGGUGAUCUGCCUUCAGGUUUCCCGAGCGACGGCGAAGGCAGCAUCAGUGACAUCUUCGACCGCUUCUACGACGACGAACUUCCGUAUCCUGAAAGAGUUAGACACACAACUCCACACUGGUCGCGCGGACGCCAGCCUCGUCAAUUCAUACCAUGGGCAGAACCGUUCUGGAUCUCAGGUCAGCGUUCCACUGUGCAGGUCUCAGCUAGCGAAGAGUGGAUCCUUCGUAACCUCAGCAAACGCGAGUAUACUCGCCAGACUGGAGACGAUCAUGGCGAUUUCGACCAUCGCCUUAUGACGCGGAUAUGUUGGUCCUCCAACGUUCAUAUCGGAGGUCGGAAUGAGGAUUUUGACGCUAAGACGGUCUAUAGAGGGAAGUGGGCGGGUGAUAGAUUUGAUGUCGUCACCCUGCGUGAUCUAGAGAGGGUGAUCGGAGAAGACGGCAGAUUAGAGGCGAGGGAUGGAUGGAAGGAUGUUACGGACGAGAUCGGUGAAGAGAUUAGGGAGCUCCUCGUUGCAGCGGGAGAGCUCGAAGCCAGUAAAGACUAA
Stereum hirsutum FP-91666 SS1 is the source of this 744-nucleotide messenger RNA. RefSeq lists its product as uncharacterized. The record is from RefSeq and is a predicted model, not a curated record. The transcript has 2 exons. Lineage: Eukaryota; Fungi; Basidiomycota; Agaricomycetes; Russulales; Stereaceae. The coding region runs from base 1 to 744 and encodes 247 amino acids.